Molecule: messenger RNA, 6150 nt
Organism: Schistocerca americana (American grasshopper)
Lineage: Eukaryota; Metazoa; Arthropoda; Insecta; Orthoptera; Acrididae
Exons: 4
Coding region: 37-393 (118 amino acids)
Source: RefSeq, a predicted model, not a curated record
AAUGUCAGUGUCCUCGCAUUCAUAGCGGUGAGGAACAUGAGGAUGACGAAUGCGGUUUUGCUGAACUUCUUCAAAAAUAAUGGAUCAGCCCCAGUGGUGAUGCUGGCUGUGAUGUUGGUGGUGUCCAAUGCGGCCAUUCUCCUGGACAUUGUACUCUUUAUUGGCGCUUUCAGACGUUGCCGAGAUCUGGUGCAGUGCUGGUUGCAUGGACACGUCGUGGUGACCGGAGUCUACCUGGUCUACUUCUGGCUGGUGCUGACAGAACUGUUCCUCACUGGCUCCGUUCACACGGGCUUCUUGGUUCUGGCCGCAAACAUUCUCGGCAUAGCUGUGACCAUGGGUUUCUGGAUAAUGGUGCGUAGCUACCACCUCGACUUGCAGCAGAUCUUCUAGAAUACAGAGUCUGGGAGUUGCCGUCCAUUGAUUAGCAACAGUUGCGUCGCAGCAUCAUCGCAGCCAAGUGAUCCGUGUGACACUGAGAAGCUCUUACCAGGGACACUUCAUUCACCCCAACGAUGUACCAGCAAUCUCUAGACACGACGUACUUCUGCCACAGCUCCAGAUUUCAGACUCUCUUUUGCUGCCAAUCGUUCACAGUGUCACACCCGACAUAUACAGUACGAUCCAUUAAAUUAACUUUGAGGCUAAUAGAUGGCCAGCUGGUAUACCCCACAUGCUCAAGGAGUCGGUAGUUAUGUGGGCACUGAAAGUGAAAUAGAACGUGAACUUACAGAUUAAACUGGGGAGGCCAGUGGUGGUUAUAGCAGUUGGAGCAGCAGCUAUAGUGAAUUCUUCUGCCUAACUCUUGGUAAAACGCUAUCUGUGUAUUGGAGUACUUACAUAUAAAGGUUACAUAUCCAGUUCAUCCGUACACGCAGUUUCGUGCCUUACGCAGUAAUCUAUGAGUUUCCAUGUGCUUGUUGACACCUUGUGGAGCAUCUCAGGAGCUAUACUUGGGAAGGAUUCCUGGACAUUUGUGCGCAAUACUUCACUAAUCUUGUACUGAGAUUGAGCCAAAAAGUAAAUGAUUCUUCCCCCAUUAUGACCUGUCUGGCGUGGUAAAGUCUGGGCUUGAAGGUGGCUAUUUCAGUGGGGCUGGAGAUGUUGCUGUACCACAUCUAGUACAGUGGGCCCGAAGUUGUUUCUCGAUGAACUCACUCAUCUGAAUAGCAAAGUUUGUUGGAGCUCUGUCCUGCUGUAAACACAUGUGAUCCUUGAUCCUCUUGUCUUCGAGCUGAGCAGGGAUACUUAUAAAACAACUAUUUAUUUCUUCCCUUCUGCAUGGGCAAGAGAGUUACGGCGACUUCUCCAAAAGCCGUAGGAAUCAGGCAACACAGCGAGUAUGUGGCGCCAGAAAAGAACUGUGACUGUCUUACAGCUGGGCCCUACCACGCCACUCACAGAGACGUCAACCUCCAACUUAUUUUUAUCGAAGCAUAACCACAGAUAUAACAGGAAACUUCGAACACUCUCUGCGAUCAUCAGGAAACGAGUUCGCUCAAAACACUGCUAGCGAAAUUGUCAGUGCACCAAAUCGUGAGAUGGUUGGGAGAUGUUUGGCAAGAUCCGUCUGUGAUACCAUACCGAAAUAUUCCAAUUAUGCUAACGAUCCAUUUCUUCAACUUUGGCGAAUAUCUUCUGCUCUUCAGACACUCAAAUCUGAAUGCAUGUUCCAGAAAUCGUUGAGCUUAAGUACUAUGGUAAAUAUACGUAAUUUGUACACAAUUAGUAUAGCAAUGUUAAAAACGUGUAGUGAGUGAAAUGUUAGCUUUGAACCAAAUACAGCUCAGUCACAAUUAAAAUAACUUCAUUCUAGUCUUCACGUUUCGAAGACCCCCACCAUAAGGCCACAUCCUAAGCUACACGAUACUUCUUUUAAAAACUAUGGACUCUGUGUUUUAUUUCCUUUCUCACACGAUUACAUUUGGCAUGAUGAUCGGACUGUGGCCCAGAAAUUGUAGCGUACAGUAUAGUUAUUUUACAUGAGCUGAAAGAUAUUUUGCGUGGCUGCAAGGAAAAAUACAAUAUGGACUUGAAAAAUGACAGCAUCGACACAGAGAUUAUUAGAUAGGAUGCAGAUGAAAAAUCGAGAUCGGUGCUGUUUUUAGGAUGUCUGUAGAAGAUUCCUGGUGCUAUCCUAAGAUUCAGGUGAAACUUUUGUACUCCCCACUCCCUUAAGUAAUCCUUGUCACAAAAAUUCGGCCAUUAAGUCAACGUGGCAGCGAAAAACGUUUCAACCUAAAGACAUGAUGUGAAAGCUUGUCCCUCCCUAUGGUGCUAAUUUUAUAAAUGUUUGAAUGCAACAGUGCAACAAACAUUGACAUGUUCUAUCUACCAAUUAGAUGUCUCUGAAAAAUCUUUCACUACGUCACAGACACGCGACUAAGACUGAAUGUUUUACGUUUUAAGGUACUGAAUUUUAUAGCUAACAGAGUCACAGAUAGUUAUGAAAAGCCAUUAAAGUUUUCUACAGCUUGCCUUGUCCCAGUGGGCUUUAAUCCAAAUAACAGAAGAAAUUACGUUUAGUAAUUAAUCGUGCUAACAGGCAGUAAGUUCAUACCAUGGAGAACGGCAACACAGGGGCCUCUGGAGACGCAGAGAAUCGUGGUUUCCACGAGAUUGCAGACGCACUAGAGGUGUCGUACCUUUCGCCCAAUAGAUUGGGCUUUUCUUGUCUUAUCAGCAGUAGAUUGCGUAAGACGUAUAAUUCGAUAAUUUCCUGAAUGUCCUCACCAAAUUUCUUUAGCGUGCUCUAAAAACAGUACAGAAGUUACUUAAGGUGGGAAAUUUCCCGAUAAUGAUAUGACAAUCAAGCAAGAGUGCACAAUAUACUCUUUACAGGGCAGCUUACGGCAACAUAUAUAAUAAUACAUUUUGAAAGUUCCUGCAGAUGUACGCCAGGAGCACAGAAUCAUACGAAAGUGGAACGUGGACUACAUGAUAUCUGCAGAAGGAACUGGAGGUAUUGCAAAUUUUGUACCAUCUAAGAAUGUUUGAAACUCAGUUUGCAGGUAAAGCACGAAAUUCAUAUAUACUAAAAAAAAAGGCAAGGAAAGAAGUACUUUAUCUAUUUGAAUGAACUCCACUUAAUAUUCUUAAGCAGAACCGGUGACUUUUGCAGACAAUUCCCCUUUUGAGAGAGAGAGAGAGAGAGAAAGCGAUGGAAGAAACUGUGAAAGGUGUGUUAUUAAGUGGUUCUCUGAAAAUCAGGAAACACACUAUAUUCAAUUAUUUACAACAAACUGUCACGUCAGUAAUUGAUCCGGAACAAGAACAGGACUUAGUAAAAAGGCUAGAAUGCUCCAAAUCUUUGGAUGUACAUAUUGAUGAAAACUUUAAUUCGAAAUAAGGUAUUACUGAGCUGCUCAAACAAUUAAGUUUAAAUACUUUUCCUCUGUAUUAUUGCUAGUUCUCAAAUCAAACGGAUCAACCUCCCAAUGUUCAGUCUAUUCCCAUUCAGUCAGGUUUUAUGGAACAAUUUUCUGGUGUAACUCACCAAAUAGCAGAAAGAAUAACAUGUGGCGUUGACACGGUCAUCUUGUAGGUAACUCUUCAAGGAUUUUGGAAUUUUAAAUGGACUUCCACAAUUCACACACAAUUUAAAAAAAAACCAAUUGAUUUCAUGAAAUAGCAGAAUACCUAAAAUAAACAGGGAUCAGUAUUGAAAUGAAAAAUGAAAGAGACAAAUUCAGAAGUAAAAUUAUGAAUGCGAAAUUGGAAGUAAAAAAGAGAAGGAAACAGAAAAACACGGACAGUCCAAAGGGAGCAGAAACACAGACAAAGAAUGAAGAAGAGUUUUGGGAAAAGAAAAAGAAGGAAAAUAGAAAAACAUUAACAAUAAUGUAACAUUUAUGUUAACCACUGUCCUGGAGGGAAAAAGUUAAAGUUAUAUAUACAGGGUAUUCAAAAAAGAGUCGAGAUGUGAUAGUACUCGCCGAAACAAGAAAAGUAAGGUCUGGAAAUGCAUACUUUCUGCCAGAAACACGUGUUUACAGGAGGUGUUCAACGUGGCGUCCAUUCAUGACGGUUCACCCUUCUGCCCUCUGGCGGUAGGUAUGAUACACCCUUUGAAGUAUACCCAAUUCUUACUGUACCUGCUGGCAUGCAUUGAAGAUGCAACCCUGUACUGUCCGCACAUCGUUGAUUGGCGUGGCAUAGACCAUUUCCUUCAAGUGUUCCCAUAACCUAGUCUAGGGGAUUGAGGCCUGGGGAACGAACAGGCAAAGUUGUGAGGGCCCCCUCAACCAAUGUAGUGGUCUUGAAAUGUCUGCAUCAGAUGUUCGUACACAUUGUGACGAAAGAAUGCUUGUGUGCUGUCAUGUAUGAACACAUCUGUACUGGUUGCAGCAGUGGUACAGCCUCCACCAUACAUUAAUGAGGAAGUCCAAGUAAUGUGACCUUGUAGUAGCACGUACGGCCCUAUUAAUCUAUCGCCAAGUAUGCCUGGCCAUACGACGAUUCAUAAUUGCUUUGACAAUUUCUUUCUUGGUUACUUGGGGGUUUAUAUCUGCGGACUGUGUGGGGUCUUCCUCCGUCAGUCCUUCAAGGUACCUGUGUUUCUCAGAUGCUGAAAAAGUCUGGCGAACAGCUUAUCACAGGGCACUUUGGUGUGAGAAUAUUUUUCAACAUAGACGUCAUGGGCUUGCAGGCUACGUCAAUUUGCUAAAGCAUAGCAGAAUACCACAUCCACCUUUUCACUUCCAUUGCUAACAAGUGGUGGAAGAGAGAAAAUGUAAAUGUACUACACCAUUUGCCUGUACAGAAAGCUCAAUAACAGUUAACACGUAAAUGAAUCCUUUUGGAAGAAGGUAAAACACCAUGAUACAUACCCAAGGUUGACAGAACUGUACAAUAAGACAGAAAAUAAUGUAAGCUGAAACAUAUUCGUAUUUAUUAGUAGAUUUUUAAGUAAAGUAAUGCACAGUCAUAUUCAGAGUAAAAAUUCAAGUUUAUAAAACUCAGUGUUAUUAAGCAACCACAUUCCUUUUCAUUUCAGUUUAAUACAUCCACCUUCAAAAACUGAAAAUUGUAACCACUAGUUAAUUCAUAAUAUCCGUUUGGUAAAAUAAUUUUAAAUUUGUUAUCAAGCUCCAUUCAUAUUUUUUCUCCAUGUGUAGUAUUCAAAUAUUCACAACCUGUAAUAUAGUAUGAUUCAAUGACUUAUAACUCAUUAACGUUUCUAAAAGAAUUAGAACUGCUUUCAUUACUGAGCUUCCUCAAAAAUGAUUCCAUUUAUAUAGAUUAAAAAUUUAAUAACUCUAUAAAUUUUUAAUCUUAUCAAUGUGACUAAUGUGUGGGAUGAAUUUAAUUUCGACUUUUUCGUUGAAAGAAAUAAUAAAUCAAGAGAGGAACAAGUUGAAUAUAAUAUCUGCAAAGAAUAUUUUAAACCAUCUUUAACUAUAGAAUAUUUGAGAAAUGAGGAUUGUACUGACUGUAUGGAUGUAUUAAAGCUAAUUUAUAAAGAUGUAGAAUACAAAACAAAAUUUGUUAGUUAUGAGGAAAGUGAUAUAGAAACAUGGAUAGAAAUAUAAAAGUCAGAUUGUCUCCUUUUUAUGACUGCAAAAAAAUAGCAAAUUACAAUUUGCCAAUGAAUUACUUACCAAAACUAUUACAAAAUUGUAUUAAUAGCUAUUCAUUAUUUUCAAAAGUUUCUCAUUCAAUAACUAGAGCUUUUGAAGACAGCAAGUAUAAUAAAAAUAUACUAAUAAAUUUAUUUCAUUUGCAUAAGAAAUGUGCCAUGGAUUUUAUGUUUACCUUAGAAAAGAGAGCAUAGGGGAACAAUGCAGGACACCUGCACUGCUUCACUAGGCAAGGUCCUAGUGGAGGUGAAGAGCUUUUUCAAUAUCCAGAGUCUCCAUUUAUAAGGAAAAUUUUUUAUUAAUGUUUUCCUUAUUAAAUUAGAUAUGUUAUAAAUUGACUCAGAAAACAACAAAAGUUCUACAGGGGUUUAUACUGUUGAAAAGAUAGCAUAAAUGAUAUAUAGUACACAUUUAUUUAAGGUGUUUAUUUUUUAAAUAAUAUAAUGAUUAUGAAUGUGGAAACUGUACAGAAGAUGAUAAUAAUGAAUAAUGUCCAUAUUGCAAAGUAUUUAUUUUACUUUUCAAUACAUAUGUUUUUUCAUCGUGACAACUCAGUGCUUUUUUGUCUACA